Messenger RNA from Caenorhabditis elegans, 667 nucleotides. RefSeq names its product DUF7808 domain-containing protein (gene C35A5.11). NCBI's taxonomy places the organism in Eukaryota, Metazoa, Nematoda, Chromadorea, Rhabditida, Rhabditidae. The record is from RefSeq and is marked reviewed. The coding region runs from base 85 to 561 and encodes 158 amino acids. The transcript has 5 exons.
UAAGAAAGAUGACAGAAAAAGAUAAUAUGCAAAUGCUAUGCGAUAUAAAUUCGCAUCUUAUAAGUUGGAUCGACUGUCUUCAGGAUGGUUGUAGGACGAGUUCUUCUCGUUUCAAUUUUGUUUACUGCAGUGGCUUCCGAGUCUGUGCAUUGGCAAUGGCGUGAAAUCCGUUGCAGAGAAAAUGAAACUAACGAACAAGGGCAUGCUUCGGCUUGUGAGCUUCAACUCAAAGAACACGAAAAUGACGAAAAUCCACGUGUAGUUCCAUUCAACACUUGUAUUGAUGAAACAGUCAAUGGAGAAAUAAAAACUUAUUGUGAUCUUCUGUGCCCGGGAGCUGAUACCGCUUACAGAAUUACACGCUGGCCACAACAACACAAGACUUGUUUCACUCACACUACAUACCGAUUGGAAAGAAGAGAAGAUAACUUCUAUUUGUGGAGAUCUGGAGAUUGCCGUACAUCUACCAUUGGAUUCACAAUUCGUUGCGAAUUCAAAUCUCCAAGGGAUGAUUUCCUCUCAGAUCAAGAACUGUUCCGUGUUGCAAGAAGACUCACUUAAUAUCUUAAAUUUGUUCUCAUUUAAUUAUUUUCUUGUAUCUGCUUUCAAAGUCAAGCAUAAUAUUUUCAUAAAACGUUUUUUGAUUUAUGAAGUCUAUUAACUGUGA